Striga hermonthica is the source of this 732-nucleotide messenger RNA. The record is from the annotation of a GenBank genome assembly. NCBI's taxonomy places the organism in Eukaryota, Viridiplantae, Streptophyta, Magnoliopsida, Lamiales, Orobanchaceae.
AUGAGCAAGUCUUUUAAAGAUUCUCUCAAAGCGCUUGAAGCUGAUAUUCAACAUGCCAAUACCCUUGCAUCCGGUUAUCCGAGAGAAUGUGAUGGCGCGUGGCUUCAGAUGAGACUAUCAUACAGCCCGUGUGCCCAUAUUUUCCUCUUCCUUUUCCAGUGGACUGAGUGUCGUCUUGCUGGUGCACUCGGUCUCAUUCGUAUCCUUAUUUAUAAGGCGUACGAAGACGGCAAAACGACCAUGUUUGUACAUGAAAGGAAAGCUAGCAUAAAAGAGUUCUAUGGAGUGAUAUUUCCCUCUUUGCUGCAACUCCAUGGCGGAAUAACUGAUGCGGAUGAGAGAAAACAGAGAGAGAUUUGCGCAACAAAAUAUAGAAGAAAAGACGAGAUUACGAUUAAGGGCAAGAAGCUGUCUGAAAUCGAAAUCGAAAGGGAGGAAGAAUGUGGGAUUUGCAUGGAAAUGAACACUAAGGUUGUUUUGCCCACUUGCAAUCAUUCUUUAUGCAUGAAGUGCUACAAGGAUUGGCGAUUGAGAUCUCAGUUGUGCCCGUUUUGUCGAGACAGUCUCAAGAGGGUUCGUUCGGGGGAGCUAUGGAUAUACACUAGCAAAUGUGACAUUAUCGACUUAUCAACCUUUGAACGUGAGAACCUUAAGAGACUUUUCAUGUAUGUCGACAAAUUGCCGGUUGUCGUCCCAGAUGCAAUGCUGGUAUCUCAUGAUCCUCGCAUUUGA